AUGAAUAUCGAUUAUGAAGGAUAAAAAUAUCCCAUAGAAGUACAUUCAAAUACUUUAGUAUAUGAAAUAAUACAGGAGUUUAGAUAAGCCCUUUAAAUCUAAGAAUAAUGUAAUUUGCACCUUGAAAAUUAAUAAGUUCUUCAACUAAACUUAACUUUAGAGGAUUAAAAUUUCAAACAAGAUUCUAUUUUAUUUUUAAAACCAAUUCAAAAUGUUAAUUAUAAUGCAUAGUAAUAACCUAGUUUAUAAACAAAUUAAGCUUUUAAAGCAUAAGAAAUUAUUAUUAUGUUUAGUUUCUAAGGGUAGAAUCAUAGCUUAAGUUUGAUGAAUGAUACAUUAGUUAAGGAUUUGAUUUUAUGUAUUUAAUAGAAUUUCAAUUUAAAUGAAAAAUUUUAAUUAAGUUUGGAAAACAAAUAUACACUAAAUGAGGAGUAAACUUUGGCUGCUUAGAAAGUUGAAAAAGGAAACACUUUAUAUCCAGUUUUCAACCAGAAACCAUAACAAUAAUAAUUUGAAGAGAAUUACACUUUGAUUUUGAAUUAUUAGAAUUGUAAAUACCAGUUUGAAGUUUCUUCUGAUUCAUUAGGAAGUGAAUUGAUGGAUGCUAUUUAGCAACAUACUAAAAUACCAACUGCAUUUAAUGCAAUUAUUGAAGGAAAAACUCCUUUGAUCUUGGAUAAGACUUUGAAGGCGUAAAAUAUAAAAAAUGGAAGUAUUAUUGAACCUUAAGUAUAACCUUAAAUAAAUCAAUUGAAUUAAACUUAAUAAAAUUAAUUUUAGAAAAUACCUCCUUCAUAAUAAUAAAAUUUUUAUGGUACUUCAUACUAAUUACCUCCUCCUCCGAAUUAAUAAUUUAUUCCAUAACAAAAUCAGUUUCAGUUUAAUUAGCCUAUGAAUUUUGCUUCAGUACCUCCACUAUAAUAGAAUACAUUGUCGGGAGGUUAGAAAAAUUUAUAAUAACAAUUUUAAUAAGGAUUGAAUAAUAGUCUUAAUUAGUUAAAUAGUUUUGAGGGAUAACCAACAUAAUUUUUACCCUAUGGAAAACCUCAAUUUCAACAAUAAUAAUUUGGAAGACUAUCUACACAAUUUUAAAAACCAUAACAAUAGUAAAUGGGUGGAAUGCCUUAUUAAUAAUAAACCUUUAAUUAACCCUAAAUUGGUGGAAUGCCUAAUUAAUAAUAAAUCUUUAAUUAACCCUAAAUUGGUGGAAUGCCUAAUUAAUAAUAAAACUUUAAUUAACCCUAAAUUGGUGGAAUGCCUAAUUAAUAAUAAAUCUUUAAUUUACCCUAAAUGGGUGGAAUGCCUUAUUAAUAAUAAACCUUUAAUUAACCCUAAAUUGGUGGAAUGCCUAAUUAAUAAUAAAUCUUUACUUAACCCUAAAUGGGGGGAAUUCCUAAUUAAUAAUAAAUCUUUUCUCAACCCUAAAAUAAUUAAAAAAUUAAAAUUUAACUUCGAUACAUGAAUUCGAUUGAAAAAUUGGAAUCGACUAACAAAAUGAAAAUCUAGGAUAUAAUAGCACAUUGCAAAGAUGUAUUCAAUAUAGAAUAAGAUUUAACAAUUCAACUUUAAGGACAGGAUUUGAAUCCUUAACAGAUUAUAGAAUAAUGUAAAUUGAAUGAUAAUUAAAUUUUGGAUGUAGUUGUUAAACAAUUAGAUUAAUUAGUUCUGAAUAUUACGGUGCUAGGAAAUGAUAUUUAAGUGGAGGUAGAUUAAGACUAAAAAGUUUUUGAAUUGAUUGAUGAGUUGAAGAUGGUUUACAAUAUCAAUUAUCCCACUGAACUUGUGUUCAAUCAAAUACAAUUACUUCCUGAUAAGAGUUUCAAGUAACAAAAUAUUCUGAGUAACAGUUAUUUGAUUUUAAGAUAAAAAUAAGCAGUUACCAAAUUGAAGAUCACUUAAAGUUUAAAUUUGAUUAUUGUCAAAGUUAGAGAUGGAAUGAAUAUGAUCCAAAUUGAAAUAGCUCCCACAGCAACAGUUCAAGAUUUAGAGAGAAAAGUUAAGGAAAAGACAGGUAUAAAUUUUAAUUUUACAUUAUAAUUCAACAUGAAAUUUUUGAGCCCAUAUUUAUCUUUGGCUCAAUAAGGUAUAAACAAUAAUUGUGAAGUAAUUUUGCUUCGAUGA
Paramecium primaurelia is the source of this 2121-nucleotide messenger RNA. The record is from the annotation of a GenBank genome assembly. NCBI's taxonomy places the organism in Eukaryota, Ciliophora, Oligohymenophorea, Peniculida, Parameciidae.